Molecule: messenger RNA, 5180 nt
Organism: Hyalella azteca
Lineage: Eukaryota; Metazoa; Arthropoda; Malacostraca; Amphipoda; Hyalellidae
Exons: 3
Coding region: 1-5121 (1706 amino acids)
Source: RefSeq, a predicted model, not a curated record
AUGGGUGAAAUUGACGGUGAAAAGCGACCUGAAAUUGGCGUGAGACCUGAAAUUGGCGUGCGACCUGAAAUUGGCGUGCGACCUGAAAUUGGCGUGAGGCCUGAAAUUGACAUCGUGCCUGAAAUUGGUUUAAGUAGUGAAAUUGGGACAAAAAAUAGAGACGUCCGAACGGGCAAGCGGGCCAGGAAGAGACCGGAUCCCGAUGGGCCCCAGCUGGGUGAGAGGGGCCCAGAAUCGCGCGCUCUGGGGGGGAGGACGACGUCUGGGGGACGGGUGACCUGUUGGGGAGUGGGGCUGGGCGGGGAUGAAGGGAGGGAUGUGUUGGAAGGGGAAGAAAAAGAAGAGGAUGAAGGGAAGGAUGGAGUGAAGGAAGGGGAGGAUAGAAGGAAGGAUGAAGGGGAGAAUAGAGGGGAGGAUAGAAGGGAGGAUAAUGGGGAGGAUGAAGGAAGGAAUGGAGGAAAGGAUGAAGAUGAAGUAGGACAGUGCGAGGAAGUGGUGGUCGAAGUAGGAGAUGCGCAGGAUGAAGUAGGAGAGGACGAGGAAGUGGUGGUCGAAGUAGGAAUUGCGCAGGAUGAAGCAGGACAGUACGAUGAAGUGGUGGUCGAAGUAGGAGAUGCGCAGGAUGAAGUAGGAGAGGACGAGGAAGUGGUGGUCGAAGUAGGAGAUGCGCAGGAUGAAGUAGGACAGUGCGAGGAAGUGGUAAACGUAGUAGAAGAUGAGCAGGAUGAAGAAGGAGAGGACGAGGAAGUGGAGAAUGGAGUAGGACAGCAUGGAGACGUGGAGGAUGGAGAUGGAGCAUGCGGGGAAGGAGUAAUGUCAGCCUACUGCUACAUGUUGACUGGACGGGCAUUCUUGGGGUGGGGCGCAUGUCGAGAUACCACAUAUGGAACAUAUAGAACUGGCCUAUGUGGUUAUAGUUCAUAUAAAGUCCAAGGUGCAGGUAGGAGUCGAAGUGGAGAAGGUGGUAUUGAAGAGUUGCGUAAGUUCAACUUGGUGCAUGUCCCUCCCGAAGUUGAAAAAGAACCACCAAAGAGGGAAGUCAUACUUGAAGAAGUAGGAGCAGAAGUUGAGAUUUCGGAGGGUGAUGAUCAUGACUGUUUGCAAAGAAAUGAGGAAUCUAACGCGUCACAUGCAUUAUCUUCUGGAAACCUUACACCGAAGAGAGAAGUCUCUGGAUCUGAAGAAGGCUCUGGACCACUCGAUGGUAGCCCUGGAUCUGAAGAAGGCCCUGGAUCACUCGAUGGUAGCUCUGGACCACUCGAUGGUAACCCUGGAUCUGAAGAAGGCCCUGGAUCAAUCGAUGGGGGCCCUGGAUCACUCGAUGGUAGUCCUGGAUCACCGAAAGGUCAUGUAUCGCACAAAUCAUUCUUUUACUCAGACUCUUCAUCGGACACAGACUACCCUGGUUCAGACGAAGAAGAACCUCUAUCAUUCGAAGAAUACUUUCCAUCAGAUGAAGGGCUCUCAGAAUUGGACACUUCGGACAUGGGUUCAGAAGAUGAGUCAGAUGAAUCUGACCUACCCUCACCAGACUCGGAAGAAGAACAGAGUUGGCCGAACCGAGAUACACCUGGAUUGAGAAACGAAGCAUUUGGAUUCCUCAGUGGACAUGUUGCGUCAGUCAACAAUCUUGUAAUCCCUGCCCCUGAUAGGUGCCGAGGGGACCAUGGAAGAUGUUUAAUUAUUUCUAAAGUAACUGGAACUGAUCCAAGAACCGUCAAGAUUGACGCAAGAACCAGAAGGAUUGUCUUCAACAGGACCUCAUGUAGCUUUGCUAACAGUGUGCUGGCAUACAGAACCAACUUACUCACGUAUAUGCAUAGCGAUGAUGUCCCUAAAAUCUACCAGAAAAAUACUGGAGGCUGUCAGGUCUCUCGAUGGACCAAGAAAAGAAAUAAAGCCACAGGAUCAAGUGGGAAUGUCCUAAAGACUAAUACAAACGAUUGUUAUACAUCAAUCAACAACGGAAAGAUACCGGAAACUGUAAACUCUGGACACUGCGAAUCCGUCUCUAUAGAACCUCGCAACAGGACAACUGCAAGUGCGCCAUUGCAUCUGCCCAGAAUUGCAGAAGCUUCACCUACGACCAGGCAAAAAAUUUCAGGAUUGGGGAAACUUAAAGAAGGACUUGAAAUAUCGACCAAUUCGGCACUAACUAAGAGGCACGGCAAAACAGUGCGUGAAACCAUCCCGGGGCAAGUGGGUUCUUGCAGAAAUAUAGCACCAAAUGCAAGUCAUAGCAAAGCUAAAAGUCAAAGCACCACGGCUUCCAGAAAAAAGUUUCUGAAACUCAAAAAAACCUCCCGGGAUAUCAGAGCGGGCAAUGAUUUUGAAACACGGAACGGCGGCGCCCCUUCAUCUCGGCCGUUUGUCGAUCCAAGUCUGAAUAUAAAUAGGCUAGAAUCCGAGGAAAAACCGGUAGGAAUCAUGGGUUCAAAAUCAACAGCGAAUCUUGCGCGUCAAAUGAGCUUUGCAGAUGAAGAAACUUCUUCUGACGGGGAGGUCAACAGAGGAGUAGAGCGGCUGAGAAGUCGACACAGGAAAAAUGGCAGUAGGCUUCUUUCAAACGCCUACCGGGUUGAUGUAGGCCUGGCUUCUACAUCCUCUCAUAGGAGUUUGAAUGGAAAUACUAGUAUUGCGAAGAAGGGCAACGUAAAUAGGACUAGAAAUGCUUGCGUUAGUGAUACCAAAACUGGUAAGGGUAAAAUGGUUGACUUGAUGGGAGGCUCAAGCAACUGCGUUACCAGAGUAGUUGGCAAUUACAACGUAGCAGCUGAACAUACCCGGGCUGAUGGAACGACUUCCGGGAGAGUGAAAUCCAAAAAUCGAAAAGUUGGCCCAUCAUCCACAGGAGUCAUUCCUGCUUCGUCAAGAACUGAGAGUAAUCUAAGAAAACCCACUGUCAGAUCCAACCAAACUAAUUGGACGAAAGUUAGAAAUACGAUGAAAGCUAAAAAUGUAACUGGAAAUCUCAAAAGAUUAAGUCAAUUUUCUAGCCAAGACAUCAAUAAGCUUGAAACAGCUCGCGGUGCAGAUUCGAAACCCAAACAUGGAAGGUCAAGAGUCGAAAAGGCAACUUCCGGAAGAGUGCGUUCCAAGCUUCGGACGAGGGACAGGUUCUCGGACAGGAAAGAGGUUUCGACGUCCAAAAGAAGGCCUGUAGCUUGGGGAAAACUGCUUCGUAGACACAGACUGAAAGCCCUCAGAGAGGAGAAUAAUACAGAGUAUGAAGAUUCUGGUGCUGAUGAUAGUGGUGAGGCCUAUCUAGCAGUCAAUAUGACUGGUAUAGCCGUUGAUGCCGACACAGCAGACAAUAUUGCCAAUAAAUCAACCUUUUUAACCAGUACAACAGCAAAAGAAGCCGUUAUAGCAGUACAAGUAGCUGAUGAAGCCGGAAUAAAAACCAAAUCUGUAAAUUCAGCAGCCGACGAAGAUUUUGCAGAAGCCAAUUCAGACAAUACUUCUGUAAAUUUAGACAUUGCAACAGCUAUUGUAGCCGGCUUGGCCGUUGAUGGACACUGUACAGCUGGCGAUAGAAAUGAAAGAUCAAUUAUUGGAGUCAAAGAAGACGGUUCAGAAGUUGGAAGAGGAAAUAGUGGAGUCAAUGGAAAAAGUUCAGACGUUGGAAAAAGUAGUGGAGUAAGAGGAAAAAGUUCAAAAGUUGGAAGAGGAAGUAAUGCAGUAAGAAAAAUCGGUUCAGAAUUCGGAAGAAAACGUAGUGGAAUCAAAGAAAAGGGUUCAAGAACUGAAUUAACAAGUAUUGGAGUCCUAGAAAAUGAUUCAGCAGCUGAAGAAGCUUGUGUUAAAGUAAAAAAAGACGGUUUGAAAGUUGAAAAAACAAGCAUUGGUGUCGAAGAAAACGGCUUAGGAACAGAAGGAGCGAAUAUUGCUGGGAAAGAUGACGGUUCAGGAGCUGAAAUAUCAAAUAUUAGAAUCCAAGAAAACGGCCCAGGAACUGCAGGAGCUAGUAUUGAAGUCCAAAAAGACGGUUUAGCAGCUGCAGGAGCAGCGGAAGCAGAUUUUCGAGACAAUGUAGGAGCCGAAAACUUCAUACCUAUUCGUUCGUACUCUUGCUCCGAAAUCCUACUCUACCUGAAGGCGACCAGGAUGGCCUGUCUGAAGGAGAGCGCAUCCCUAACUUGCAGUAUAGGAAGACUGGCAGGUUUUUUGCAACAUUUUUUCACACAUGACGGGGUUUUCAACGGCCACGAUUGGGUGGGGACGGUUCAACAGUCGGGAAGAUUCGCAGUCAACUAUGAGACAGACUUGGCCAAGAAAAUACACGACAUUUGUACGGUGCUUCUAGAAGCUCGGAGGAACCUAGAGCCUCGAAGAAUAUGUAUGGCUACAUUUCGCCUCCGCAACUUGGUUUACUCGAUUCAAGUUAUCACCAAACUAUUACGAAAUCUACCUGAUGACCCAAAGUUCGCAGCCGCCAGAAGAUACCUAACUACCAGUCGCAGGAUGUUGAGAAUCCUGAUGAACCUGGACAGCAGCAGAGUUUGUGUGGAUGUCUUCCUGUGCAACGUCCCACUAUGCGACCAACCAAACAUAAUCAGACAUUUAGUAGCUUGUAAUAACCUUUCUUGCAAGAAAACAAUGGAGGUUGGAUAUAAUAUGCUAACUCUUUAUAAGAAGUGGGCGUUUCCAUGGCAAAAAUUAUACGACAAAGCAAGAAGAAAUAAAUUCUUGUAUUUGGUCGCACAAAUAUCGACCAAUGAGCGUUGCUGUAAGAAAUUCGACAAAAAUUCCAGAGAAUUUUUUGCCAUCUUGAACGCCUGCAGACAUCUUUACUGCGCCCGCUGCGUGAAGAAGCUGGAGAGGGAGGGGAGCUGCAGGGUCUGCGGGAAGCGAUCGCGUUUCUGGAUGCGCAGCGGCGUGUUCGCAGAGCUCAGCAGGAUCCUGCGCCUGCAGGCAGCAAGAGAGCGCGGGAGACGGGUAGCCCCAGCCCCAGCCCCAACCCUAACCCCAACCCCAGCAUCAACCCUAAGCCCUACGCCAACUUCAACCCCUACGCCGACUUCAACCCCUACGCCCACUUCAACCCCUACGCCGACCCCAACCCCUUCCGAAAAUCCUUCCCUAAGCCUUCCUCAAAAAAAUGUCCCGACCCGACGUUAAACCCCUUCUCCAACCCGUCGUUAAACCCCUUCUCCAACCCGUCGUUAAACCCCUUUCCC